AUGGAGCUUGCCGGCCUGAGCGUCGCCUGUGCCGUCUUCUCAUGUUUCGCCGAAGUCACCAAACGCCAGCCGAACGCGGAGGCUCGCGUCCUCGUGAUCAUCGGCCCAGGAAAUAAUGGGGGUGAUGGCUUGGUGGCUGCCCGCCACCUCCGCCUCUUUGGAGUUCAGGCAGACGUGGUCUGCCCGGUGGAGCCAAAAAAAGAGCUCUACAAGGACUUGUUGCAGCAGGCAAAGGAACACGAAGCACAGGUCUUCCGGGAGUUGCCAGAGGACGUCUCCGACUACCACCUCAUAAUCGAUGCGAUCUUUGGAUUCGGGUUCAAGGGGGCCCCCAGGGCCCCCUACGCCGCCAUCCUAGAAAGAAUACAAGCAGAGCAGAUCCCUGUAUUUGCAGUGGACGUCCCGUCGGGUUGGGAUGUUGACACAGGCAAGAGAGGAGAACUCAGGCUCUUCCCCGCAGCGCUCAUUUCUCUGACAGCCCCUAAAAAGUUUGCGCAGAACUUCAAGGGGAUCCAUUUUCUUGGAGGCCGCUUCCUUCCACAGUCCUUAAAGCAGAAAUACGGCCUCGUCCUCCCGGAUUACCAAGCCAGCUUUGCAUUUUUUCUUCAGGGACAGCCAGCAUCGUCCGCCUGUCGGACUCCCCAAGCCCUCAACCCUAAAGGCGCAAACCCACCCCAGGAUUCACAAAGCCUAGCAGAGCCCCUAUGCCUGCCACUGCACACCCCUAACCUGCAAACCCCAAACGAAAAGCCGGUGGGCCUUAGGAAGUGCCUUGUCAGCCCAAGCGACAUAAGGCGUGAAAGGCGUGCAGGGGUGGGCGCAUUAAAAGCUGAGGGGGCCCUCCGUGGAGGCGGUGCAAAAAGAACAACAUAG
Messenger RNA from Cyclospora cayetanensis, 873 nucleotides. Its product is annotated as NAD(P)H-hydrate epimerase-like. The record is from RefSeq and is a predicted model, not a curated record. Gene Ontology annotation, cellular component: mitochondrion. Gene Ontology annotation, molecular function: NAD(P)HX epimerase activity. Lineage: Eukaryota; Apicomplexa; Conoidasida; Eucoccidiorida; Eimeriidae. The transcript has 8 exons. The coding region runs from base 1 to 873 and encodes 290 amino acids.